AUGGUCUUUGCAAGUCGUGCACUACAGGAUCACUGUGGAGGAGGAAGCAGUAAGACAGUAAUUCAGGUGAUGAAAAGAACUUGGAGACUUUUGUUCUCAAAUGAUGUAUGUGGAACAAGAAGUCAUGUAGUUACUGGGGAUCCUCAUCAUACCUUGAAUGUUAUGCUGAGAAUUGCUCAUGGGUGUUGGAUUGUUUCUUAUGAAUGGGUUCUGUGGUCUUUGGAACUGGGCCAUUGGAUUUCAGAAGAACCAUAUGAGCUUUCGUCCAGCUUUCCUGCAGCUCCUGCAAAAGGUUGUAUUGCAACUCUAUUCAUGUUCUUGGAAGAGCAUAUGAAACUGAAGUCCAUGACAAGGUUUCUACAGUGUAGGAUCACGGCCUACAGACCUGAUAAGAGGAAGCUCUCCAGCACAUUGUCAUAUUUGUAAGAGGGCGAGGGCCUGGGACCAUCAGAUUCUACCUUGCUGUAAAAUUGGAGGAAGAUUCAUAAUAGAAGAGCUUCCCAUCAUAUUAAGGUAAGACACGGGUUAUGUACUUGGCAUAACCCUGUGCCUAUUUUCAACAAACAGUAAAUACUGUAACAUGUUGUUCCAGAAUGACUGUGUAGACUCAAACUGUAUGCAAGACACAUUAUACGCUUGAGCCUUAAAUUGCUUUUCAGGCUUUUUUUUCAACUCAGUAGGGCUGUUUUUCUUUAGAUCAUUUUCAGUUGCUGUCUUGGCUACAAAUAUGGGGAAGGUAAAGGAAGAGCAUUUUCCAGAUUUUCUGCUCUGGAGUGAAGCAUUCCAGCUCAUUCACUCACAAAUCGGAAGUUUGUUCAGGGGAAGUUUCGCUAAGUAAGUAGCCCCCAGGAUUUAGAGAUAAGCCUAAAUCCAAGAUGAAUACAUGAAGUACGAAAGAUGCCAUGACUUUAAAUGUUCUGUGGAGCACACGUGGAUAAAACUAAACCAACAUCUAUGAUUCUGCAUUACAUUCUUUAAAUGUUAAGUUGAGCAAAUCCAGGAUUUUUAUCUUAACAGAUGUGGGGAGGGUAAAGGUUUUAGUUCAAGAAAUGAACAAUAUGGACCUGCUCUGAUUGUAGUCUAAUGUCUUGAUUCAUAUGAAAAUCAAGACACUUGGGAACCUGCUACAAGCUAACAGAUAUUUGACCUCUGUGAAGAGCCUGAUUGGUCCCUCUGCCACUUUUAAUGUGCACUUUAAGAAAUCUGGUGCUCUCCUCCCCCCACACUGAUGACUGAAUAUUUCUGAAUAACUUGAAAUUCACACCCACUUGAAAUGCUGACUUGGGAAUACACUUUUUUGGACACAUGCUUCAUCAUAUUUCAGCUGUACACAAAGAUAAGCACUUUAGAAGUUUGGAGGCAGAGCAUUUCCUCCUACAGAAGAGAAUUUAUAUUUUCCCUGACAUUGCCCAGGCAACACAGGCUUGAAUAAAAAAUUGACGCUAAAAGCAGAGUUCUCUAGUCUGGGAAUCAACACUGUUAUUUUAUUCCCAGCUACAUUCAGUAUCCUACUUGAAGAAGAGAAGAAUGUCUUUCAUAAGUCCAGGGAUGUUGAACAUAUGACCCAUAUAGAAGCUAUUGGAGGCCAUGAAGAUGCAAAGAAAAGAAUUUGAAGUUAUAGAAUGAUCGAACUGGAGAUUCACUUUGCCCUGAUUUUAUCCAGCCUUUCCUCCUUUUGUGCUUUCUUGCCUUUUUUCCCCCUCUGAUCUUAGUAGUGAUAUUGCAUGUCUAUUAUAUUUAGAGUGUUGUAUGAGAGACAGAAACCCAUAUUCUCUAAACAGUACUCUGCUGCACAGUAUCAUAGCUACUAUGUUACAGAAUCAGAUCUCUUCUGCCUUCCCAUUUGAAAUCUUUUGCAUACCUAGAACAGCAGUGGUGAGCCACACACAAACUAUGAAGCUAUAGAAAUCUCAUGGGAGAUAUGAGCCUGAAUCUACCCAGGCUAACAAGGGCUUUGCACCCAAGUCUUCAGUUCUCUGGAUACCUUUAUGAGGAUUAGUCAUACACUGACAUGCAAUCUAGAGCAUCUAAGUUAAAAGCACAGGUAAGCACGGAGACAGCAGAAGCAUGAAGACUCCUAAUAAAGGUUGCCUGAAUAUCCAACUGCAGUUUUUCAGGAGAUUAUAUCAUUAAUGAGGAUAGGUUUGUAUCUCUGAAAGUUUCUUCUAAUGCCUAAAUUAGAGCACUAAAGGCGUAAGUAAUCCAAAAGGUGACCACCCACUGAAUUCAAGAAAGGCUCUUUACUUCCUGCCAGACUAGCAGCAUCGUCCCUUACAUUUCCAACAUACGGGUAUGCAGUUCUGUUCUCCCUGUAUCUAAACCAACAAGGUAUGUGCUGAAGAGGUUUAGAAAGGGGCAGAAAAGUCAAAUCUACAAAGUGGUCUCUGUAUGAGAAGUGAUUGGACAAACUGGGAUUCUCCUGCCUGCAAAAGAGAUGGCUGAGAAAGCCAUGUUGCUUUUCACAUAAAAUACAAGUGAGCUAUGGAACUUCAACUGUGAACAUUAAAAGUUCAUAUGGAUUUAAAAACAACUGAUCUAGGAAUUGUUGGAGGCUGAACUAUUCUGUUGAGUGGCAUGGUAGCUCCCUUGAUCUUGAUGGAACCAAUUCCAGGCACUUCCUGGCCUUUUUGCUGCCAGGCAGCAGUUAUACAAGAUACCAUGAACCUUGCAAAACUAGCUGGAAGUGAUGGGUAUGAUGAUCUUCUAAAAUGGUUUGCAAUACAGCAGAGACAAAACAUCCUGAUGAUGACCCAUUAGAUAUGGUCAGGGCAGCAGAUAAAAUGUGUCUGUGACAGUUCAAGGAAGUUAAUGAGUGCUAACUCUGCUAUGGCUUCCUUUGUGACUGUCAGCCUGAAAUAGUGUGGGCUGAAAAUCUUAAGAAUACCCAUACUAAUUAACCAUCAUCUUUCCAACUCUGCAGGUAAGUCUGCAUUCAAAUAAUCUUAGCAAUCCAACUUUGUGGUCUCACCACUACUGCACCAAAUAAGACAUAUUUUCCCUUUUUUUAUGUUCUUCCUACACUGCUGAAAGACCAUGCCUUCCAAUAUCAACAACACAAACCUGUUUCUCUUCAUGGACCAGAGACUAGGAAAUGGGUACAUAACCGCAGGAAAUUACUAGAAAGUGGUCAGCUCUGCCUACUCUAACUCUCCUGACACAGCUGGCAUGAGCUGUUCUUUGUGGCAUGCAGUGAGUAGGAAAACUUGCUCACUUACAGGAACUCCCAAUACAGUUGCCAACCACCUCUGUGUCUGUAUUCAGAAAGAGAUCUGUGCCGCUGUCCCAGGGAAAGCUCAAAAUGGCAUAUUGCUCUCACCAUGCUGAGAUGCAAACAGCAGCCUGCCUUGUCAGUGACAUGCCAUGGCACCUUCUGCAAUGCCGUUCCUCGAUGGCUGACUUGAGACACGUCUUUUCAGAGGAGCUACCCAAAUUAACCUGCAGUGUAAGCCAUCCCACAGCACACAGGCCGUGGUAGGCUGGGCACCGGGCAGUCGUGCAAUACAAGCAAUAAGCAUCUGGCUGAGAAAUCACAACUGAGUGCUUUUUGCAUUUGUUGCUGUUCACAGGAAGUGUAUUUCUUCUAGCUGAGUGCUCAUAUUCAGUGCUACAGAUCAUGGUAUCUCACUCCUAAUGAAUUAGCCUCGGAAAGUUUUCCUGUCUGCUUCUUAGUUAUUUAUACAUUCCUGUAAUGGCUAAGAAUUAUUCAGUAUUUGAAAUAACAAUGCUUUUUUCUUUUUUUUUUUUUUGCCCUGGAGCCAUUUUGUUAGUGGCUAAUGGUAGCUAUUGAUUAAUACUACUCUUUAUAUCUAAAAUAAUACCCGAAUUCUUUCCAAUUAAUCAAAGAAUAGUGUUACAAUGAACUUAUGAAUAAAUAACUGAAGCUAAUAACGAUAACUUUUUGCUUUUGUAUUUUUGGCAGAAUUAGCUUCAGUUACUGAGGCAAGAAAAUCUUUGCUUUUUUCAAAUCAGGAACAAGUGCUCUGUUUUGUUGUAACUAAUACAAUUUAUUCACAUCAGUGGCCUUAUUUUUUUUCCAAUUCUGUCUUAGUUGCUGGACCCUCUAAAACCAGCAAUUCACUCAGAUGAUUACUACUUUACUCCCUAGUGAGACUAAACAUUCUUAAGCUACCUUCCAAAUGCAGACUUUCAGCUUCCAACACAGAGAAAAAAAUUGUGUACAAAUGUCCAAUCCCAAGUUAUACAAGGAAAGUACAAAUACAGGGGUCUCUCAGGAAAACUGGAUGGUGCAAAUCGAGUGUGGGAAAAUGCUGAGAGCUUCAGGUCACAGCUGACAUUUAAACUCAACACCUCUGCUUCUGCAGUGCUAUUACUGGUCAUCAGUGACGUAAAACACUGCUUCACAGUGGCUUUGAUAUUGAGAUAAUCUGUACAAUCAGCCACUGAAUACAGCUAUAUUUACAGGCUUAAUAAACUCUUUCUGCAGAAUAUCAAUAUGGGUGCCUACAACCAAUGUUUCUUUUUAACUUCCAUAGUUGUGCUUUUUUUGCAUGACCUGCACAAGAGAAGUACUAGCACCUGCCUCUUCAGAAGUGAUUUCCAUCCCAUUAUUAUUGUCCAUGAUUCAGGUAACUGAAUACCUGAAAACUGAUAGCUACAUUUCACAAGUUCGAAAAUUCCAAGCGAAACUAGUGAGGCAACUCACCUCCAUACUUUAUUUCUGCUUCACCAAAGAGGACCAGAUGUGCUUCACUUCAUCCUUGGCCAUUGCCUGUGGUAUCCUUAAUAAGGUGAAAGAACUAACUUUGAACUGAAACAGCACAAACUCUGUCUGUCCACUGCUCAUGCAGAACAUUCAGGUGGUGUGGUUUAUGGACAAAUGAUGUUAUUUAUUUUACAUCCUGAUUUUUUUAAAAUAUGUUGCUGCAAAACAUUUUUCUAUCUUUUAGAGAAAUAAAUGAGCUCAAGUUUUGAUGAAUUUGAGGUUUGUAAAAAAGGAGGCACAUUGCAAUAGGAGAAAUAAGUUUGAAAAUACCCUUUAGAAACACCCAGCAUUGUCAUAGAGAAUUCUUGAGUAAUAUACAUGUGGCUCCUAAUAACAUUGUAAAUGCCUGCAUUAUUGCCAAUAAAAGAAGCCAUCUGGUAGGUCUCCCUAUUAAAACAGAGGUUUAUCUGCAACCUUUUAAGUCUGGGGGUUUUUUUGCUGUGGGAUGUUGCUGAAUCAUUAAGAGAAUCAUGGCAGUGUUAAUAAAAUUAUUUAUGAAGUUAUCAAAAUGCCAGUUGUGAUAAAUUAGAUCCUAAAGUCAAGUCACUUCUAAAUUGGACUUUGACUUUGUUAAACCAACUUUAUCUCAACUUUGGUCAUCAGCCCUUCAUACUAUGAAGGGAGGUAAAAGCACGAGUGCAUCAAUCACAGAAUCACAGAAUAUGCUGAACUGGAUGGGAGCCACAAGGAUCUUUGAGUCCAACUCCUGGCCCUGCACAGGACCAUCCCCCAGAGUCACACCAUGUGCUUGAGAGUAUCAUCCAAAUGCUUCUUGAACUCUGUCAGGCUUGGUGCUGUGACCACUUCCCUGGGGAGCCUGUUCCGGUGUCAGAACACCCUCUGGGUGAAGAACCUUUUCCUAAUACCCAACCUAAACCUCUCCUGACACAACUUCAGGCUUGUCACUGGUCACCACAAAGAAGAGAUCAGUGCCUGCCCCUCCUCUUCCCCUCACAAGGAAGUUGUAACUGCAAUGAGGUCUCCCCUCAGUCUUCUCCAGGCUGAACAGACCAAGUGACCUCAGCUGCUCCUCAUACGGCUUCCUCUCAAGGCCCUUCACCAUCUUCAUUGCCCUCCUUUCGACACUCUCUAAUAGCUUUAUAUCUUUCUUACAUUGAGAUGCCCAAAACUGCACACAAUAUUCAAGGUGAGGCUGCCCCAGAGCAGAGCAGAGCAGGACAAUCCUCUCCCUCGACCAGCUGGUGAUAUUUUGCCUGAUGCCCCCCAGGACAUGGUUGGCCCUCCUGGCUGCCAGGGCACUGCUGACUUAUAUUCAACUUGCUGUCGAUCAGGACCCCCAGGUCCCUUUCCAUGGCACUACUUUCCAGCAUCUCAUUCCCCAAUCUGUAUGUAUAUAUGGGGUUGCCCCAUCCCAGGUGCAGGAUCUGGCACUUUCCCUUGUUGAACUUCAUAUGGUUGGUGAUUGACCAGCCCAAGGCUGAAGUCUGACCUGGGGGAGUAAUUCUGUGCACAUAUUGGCAUGUGAUUCCAGUGUCAUCUGUGAAACCUGUUAUACCUGAAGGAGGAGGUGGGGAGAAAAAAGGAUACCUUAUUUCAAAAUGGUGUUUUUACCCCAAGGAACCUCUUUCUUCACUCUGUGUCACUACAGAAAUAUAGUCAAGUUGGGGAAAGUAUGGUAAAAUAGAAGAAGAACAGGUAGGUAGUUAUGCACAUAUCCACCCCAUGCUUCUAUUCCCAGAGACUGCAGGCACAAGGUAAGAUAAUCUAGACACCCAAUGAAAACAUACUUGUCCAAAAGGCUGGAAGGACCAGUAAAAUCACUAGCAAGCAAAAAUCCAUUUUAAGUAAGAAGUUACUGCCUACCUUUAUUAGUGGCAUCACCACAUAGCAUCUCCUUGAUGACCCUAAAAGCAUGGCAAAAUGCAAGCCAUACAAGUUUUAAGGACACUUGCACAAAUUCAGGAUUAGGAAGGACCAAGGAGAAAAAUGGCCUAAAGAAAAAAUAAAAGACAACUCUCAUUUGAAAUGAGACAUUUAAAUCCAUUAUCAAAGAACAAAAAGUGAGUUUAUCUGAAGAUACUAAAAGAUUCUUCUUUCAGUACUUGAAAUAAUCCAUUUAUCAGUGAUACUAAUUGAAAGAUACACGUCAGGUAGCAUAAAAAGUGUUGGAUGGCAGGAGAGGGUUUUUAAAUAAUAAUAGUAAUGCUUUAUGGCAUUUGGGUUUGGGGAUUUUUAAAGAGAGUUGAUUUUGCAUGCAAACUUCAAUGAAGCACAGCAAUGGGAAGGAUGCAGCACUGUAAUUUCAUCUUUGACAUUAUGCUGGUUACGGUAGAAAAAGCUUCCCCUAAAAUGUUUGGUUACACUAAGAGUAUUGUUUAUAUGAUAUUUCUGUACUAAUGAGCUGCAUUUCAGCAUUUUUCUCAGGUUGUACAGAACAUGUUUGUUUAGAUGUCAUCUAAACCAGCAUCUGGUGGUUGUGUUCAACUGUCAGUAGAGUGGUAAAGAGAUAUUCCUACUGAGUUCUUCAAUCACUUAUGGCAAAUUCAGGCUUGUUCCAAACAAUUCUCACAAAAGCAUAAAAAGCUUUAGAGAUGAUUUAUUUUCGAAAUACAGUCAAGUCACCAAGGUGCUGUGACAACAGGGGGCCCUAACAAGGCCAAGGGACCAGCCCUGCAAUUCCAGCCCGUCACCAUCCACAUACAGGCAAUCCUAGUUGCUGGAGCUUCAGAGGGAGUUCAGCCAUGAACAUACAUAUAAUGCACCUAGUGAUACCUGGUGCCCUCUGAUGCCUGAGAGAGCUCACUGAAGAAAGAGUUCAUGCACACUUCCAAGCAUUU
Messenger RNA from Pseudopipra pipra, 7521 nucleotides. Its product is annotated as microcephalin-like. Lineage: Eukaryota; Metazoa; Chordata; Aves; Passeriformes; Pipridae. The coding region runs from base 1 to 426 and encodes 141 amino acids. The transcript has 5 exons. Gene Ontology annotation, biological process: mitotic cell cycle. The record is from RefSeq and is a predicted model, not a curated record.